AUGGAAGCUUUAAUUCCCAAACCCACCUCUCCAUGGGGUAAGCUCAAACCUAGUGAGGAUGUGAAGAAUGUCUUAUUCGUAGCCUUGGGCUCCAUCGUUUUCUUCUUUGGUAUUAUCAUGUUAGCACACUAUGAAAAUAAAAGCGGCAAACUUCAGGCCCCGGAUAUUACAAUACCUUCUAUGGAUUUCACGGUGCUUAAUAUGACCGAGCCUCUUAGUGUAAAAUGGGAUUUAUUGAUCAGGAUCUAUCCAAAACAUCCCGGUAGCUAUGUGUGUCUCGAAGGUGAUUUUAAGGUUUUCAUAGUUUACGAAGGUGUAACCAUCGCUACUUCAUCGAUAGAGAUCAGUUACACUCCCAUACGGUACCCGCGGUUUAAGCUGCUUACAGCCUCGUUGAAUGCUUCCUUGGGAGAUAUGGACGGUGCGAUUGUGGAUGAUAUUAAGGCAAAAGGUGAAAUGCGGUUUGGAGUGCGGUUGCUUCUACCGGAUUGCAGAUCUGAGACGAGUCAUAAGAUGAACUAUGCAUGUGAUGAAGCCACGUUACGGUUCGAGCCUGGCUCUCAGAAUAGUGCAACUUUGUUCGGAAACCAACCUAACUGUGACAUUUUCCUUAAGUAG
Molecule: messenger RNA, 618 nt
Organism: Eruca vesicaria subsp. sativa (arugula)
Lineage: Eukaryota; Viridiplantae; Streptophyta; Magnoliopsida; Brassicales; Brassicaceae
Source: the annotation of a GenBank genome assembly